CACAAUAAUUUAUCUCAUACAAUGCUACUGUAAAAAGUUUUUACCUUAUGCUUUUAUUUAGAUGGGAAAUCUGUCGUCAUUUCCGGCUCUGUUGCGUCUCUUUUUGUCUAACUUACCGCACCCUUAAGUUUCUUCGCCGCAAAGAACCGCAGAGGGAGCAGGAGGAAAUCCCGGACCGCCUCCUACUUUCUAAUGGAAUUCUGCAGACGUGUAAAGGCUGGCUUACAAUGCCGACCCCAUGUUUUUAACGCAGGAAACGCCAAAUCCCGAAUAGAACAGUGGGAUUUAACCUGUAGUCUCUUAAAAGUCUAUCAAAAUUGUUUUUAUUGGGUAACUACAGUAAGUGUGCAUUCAAUUUUAUUGUCCAAAAGAAGAUAUUAUUCUUUUUUUUUUAGACUCAAAAGUUCUCAUCGUUAAAACGCAGAAUGGUUUUCAUACUCGUAAUGUUUAAUCUUGCAAGUUUACUGAGACUGUAAGUAGGGGCUGCAUGGCCAAAUACUUUCAAAACUUUUCCAACAAAUCUCCUGGUAAGUUACGAAUGGAACAUGCAAAAUUACAUUGUUGAAAAAUAAAAUAGGAUGUGUAAUAUUGUAAUAAUCACUGGUUGAUUCCUGCUGAGUGACAAAAUUUAGCAUUUAGAUCCUUUCCUCCUUGAGGCCCAGACUUUUGCUUGCUGUCAAGCAAGAGAAAAUUAUCACCAUUUACACCGAGAGCAGGAAGUUGUACCUUCAAAAUAAUUCCCAAGCGUUGAAAUUGGGAUUUCUAAACGAAAAAUGAUCAGUUUUCUUGAAUUAAAGAUGAUGCAUAACUUUUACUUGAAAAUGUGUCCAUUUUAAAACAUUUAGGUCCAAAAAAGCACAAGGUUGGUAUUAAAAAAACUAGACAUCCUUUUUUUUUCUUCAAAGAUUUGCUAUGUUUGAAAAGCUUUUAUUUUGAAAAUAUUGCCUAAGGAUUCAAGUUUUUAGUGUCUUAUUCCUACAGGGAUUUUACUGGCUACGUGCAGGCAGACAUGAGCAAACCUUGUUAAGAGGCGAAAAGGGGAAGUCUCCUGGAUCCAUUCAAAGCCGCAGAGGACUCCAGCUGUUGCCGGGGAAUGGGGAUGAUGCUCCCGAGAAACUUGUGCCUGGCCCUUCUCAUGCUCUUCCUGGUGGAGGCUCAGUAUGAGAAGUACAGCUUCAAAAGUUUCCCCGAGAAGGACAUGAUGCCCCUGGAGUCCGCGUACAACUACGCGCUGGAGCAGUACGCAGCGCAGAGCUGGGCGGAGAGCGUCAAGUACAUGGAGCUCAGCCUGCGGCUCCACCGGCUGCUGCGGGACAGCGAGGCGUUCUGCGGCCGCAACUGCAGCUCCGCGAGCCGGGACAGCGACUCCCCGCUCCCCGACAGCAGCCUGCGCGUUGUGCGCCACAUCAUGCUGAGGGCUGCCUGCCUGAAAAAAUGCAAGGCAGAUUUUCCAGUUUUUAAAUUCUCCUACCCACGUAGGGAUUUACUGGAAACGUUUGAGAAAAGGAUACCGUAUCGGUACAUUCAGUAUGCUUAUUAUCAGCUUAACAAUGUGGAGAAGGCUGUGUCUGCAACUCACACCUUCCUCAAGAAAAACCCAGAGGAGCCCUAUUUGACCAAAAACAUGAACUACUACAAGAGCCUGUUUGACGUGGAUGAAUAUCUUAUCGACCACGAGGAGCAGCCGUAUGAAAGUGUUUUCCUAAAGAGCGUGGUGCUUUACAACAGUGGAGACUUCAGCAGCAGCGCCAGGAACAUGGAGCAGGCCAUCACGCAGUACUUUGAGGUGUACAGCCUCUGCUCAGCAGGCUGCGAAGGCUCCUAUGAAAUCUUGGAGUUUAAAGACUUCUACCCGUCUCUAGCAGAUCUCUUCCUUGAUGUGCUGAAAUGUAAAGUGAGAUGCGAGGAGCAGCUGACACCCAACGUCGGAGGGUUCUUUGUGGAAAAGUUUGUUGCCACCAUGUACCACUACCUUCAGUUUUCAUACUAUAAAUUGAAUGACGUGAAGAACGCGGCUCCCUGUGCAGCCAGUUACAUGCUGUUCGACCCCAGCGACCAGGUGAUGCAGCAGAACGUUGCGUAUUAUCGUUUCUACCGGGAGCAGUGGGGGCUCAAGGAGGAGGACUUCCAGCCUCGACCUGAGGCUCUGAGGUAUUAUAACCAGACAAUCAAACAGAAAGAAAUGCUCGAGUUUGCACUGAACUACCUCUACACAGACGAUGAGGAAGUGGUGAGUCCAGAAGAAGCAGUCACUUCUCACUCUGAACAUCCUGACGCUGAAUUUGAAGGAAUGGGUGACUAUGAGGAGUCCUUCCUGGCAGAAUGGUGGCAGGAACCGAAAUCUAAGUGGGACGCUGGUGAGGAUGCCGACUGACAUCCAUUUUUAUCCCACCUCCCAUUUCUACAAACCAAAGACUUUCCAACUGACAGACAUCUACAUUUUUUUUUACAGUGUUAAGAAAAAGACAGCAGAACUUAUUGGUUCAUGUUGUUUUCCCACCCAGUCAUAUUGAUCAACAAUAGAGACUGAUAUUUGGUCUUUGCUGCCAUCAGCCUUAUUUAAACCGUUAUUUCCUUGCCAGUCAUCGGCCUGUGCGCUGCCAAGUAUUCACGACAUUUCUGCAUUUUUUUUUUCCUCAUUUCUUUUUUAAUUUAAAGAAAGUUGAAUGUUUAUAAGUAAGGUGACUCGUAACAUUUCUUAUGCUGAAUGAUUACCACCAGCAACAGUUUGGUUUUCAAGCGAUGUUGCUCGCAAUUAAAAUAUUAUUUUAAUAAUUAC
Messenger RNA from Xiphophorus couchianus (Monterrey platyfish), 2779 nucleotides. RefSeq names its product prolyl 3-hydroxylase family member 4 (inactive) (gene p3h4). NCBI's taxonomy places the organism in Eukaryota, Metazoa, Chordata, Actinopteri, Cyprinodontiformes, Poeciliidae. Gene Ontology annotation, biological process: collagen fibril organization; peptidyl-lysine hydroxylation. Gene Ontology annotation, cellular component: endoplasmic reticulum. The transcript has 7 exons. Gene Ontology annotation, molecular function: protein binding; collagen binding. The record is from RefSeq and is a predicted model, not a curated record. The coding region runs from base 1094 to 2374 and encodes 426 amino acids.